AUGGCAAACCAAGUGGGAAGGUUCAUACCGAACCUGUCCGACAAGAUGAGACACCUCAGGGAACUCCUCCGAAAGGACAUGGAGUGGAGGUGGGAUGCUCAACAGCAGCAGGCAUUUGACCAGGUGAAGAAAGACAUCCAAGAAGCAGCGACACUCACUGUGUAUGACCCCAAACAACAGCUGAUAGUCUCUGCAGAUGCAUCUUCUUUCGGUCUUGGUGCUGUGUUGUUGCAGAGAGACAAGGACAGUCGUGAAAGGCCAGUUGCAUUUGCGUCUAAAGGACUGAGUGAAACGGAGAGAAGAUACGCUCAGAUUGAGAAAGAGGCAUACGCUAUUACAUGGGCAUGCGAACGCUUUGAAAAGUUCCUUGUAGGGACGAAGUUUCAUGUCCAGACUGACCACAGACCUCUGAUCUCAUUGCUGGGCGAUCGAGAACUAGACGGAAUUCCAGCAAGGAUUCAGAGAUUCAAGCUGAGACUCAUGCGUUUUGACUACUCCAUCGAGCAUGUUCCGGGUAAAGAGAUGUGGAUUGCAGAUGCACUCUCGAGAGCCCCAGUAGAAACUGCAGAGAGUAUGGAAGAAGAGGUCGAAGCAUAUGUUCAGAUAGUGACAAGUUUGCUGCCAGCAUCGAGUGACUACCUAAAAGAAAUAGAGUUUGCACAGGCUGAUGACCCAGUGUGCCGACAAGUGAAAGAGUAUUGCACUAGAGGUUGGCCAGGCAAGGGCAAAAUUCCGCCUGAGAUUGUCUCCUACUUCCAAUACCGAGACAGCCUCACGGUGCAACAAAAUUUACUUGUGAAAGACAAGAGGUUGGUCAUUCCAAAGUCUCUAUGGAGGAAAGUGCUUGGCCAACUGCACGCGGGACAUCAAGGGGUGUCCAAGUGUAGAGAAACGGCGAAACUGUCAGUGUGGUGGCCAGGACUAAGUACUCAAAUUCAAGAGAUUGUCGCAAACUGCACGACCUGCAUCCAAGAACGGACUCCAAGAGUGGAGCCCAUGAUUGAGUCAGAGCUACCAGAAGGCAGGCACUAUUUGGUCGUCGUAGACUACUGUUCCCGUUAUAUAGAAGUAUGUUAUCUGCGGAACACGACUACGGAUACGGUGAUAGCUCCGUUGAAGUCGUUGUUUGCCCGUCACGGAAUACCAGAGACGUUUAGGUCAGACAAUGGACCCCAGUUCACCUCAGGGAAGUUUGCGAACUUCACAAAGGAAUACCAAAUAAAGCAUGCCACGAGCAGUCCGCACUAUCCCAAGAGCAACGGUGAAGCAGAAAGAAUGGUGAAAGUUGCCAAAGACAUCCUCAAAAAAGCUGAAUACCCAAAUAUAGGACUCCUCAUGUACAGGACGACUCCUGGACGCAGUGGAUAUACUCCAGCUCAGCUCCUAAUGGGAAGACAGCUCAGGACGACUUUACCUACUCUGCCAUUCCAGCUGACCCCUAAGUUGCCCAACCAUGAGGAAUUCCGCCGGAAAGAUAAAGAAGAGAAGCGGAAGCAAACCCAAAGCUACAACAUUAGGCACAAAGCCAGCGAUCGAAGCGAAAUGACCGCAGGAAGUUCACUAUGGGUGACAGUAUACCUGGCACUACAGGCCGGCUCAUGA
Rhipicephalus sanguineus (brown dog tick) is the source of this 1602-nucleotide messenger RNA. RefSeq lists its product as uncharacterized. The transcript has a single exon. Bases 1 to 1602 code for a protein of 533 amino acids. Gene Ontology annotation, biological process: DNA integration. Lineage: Eukaryota; Metazoa; Arthropoda; Arachnida; Ixodida; Ixodidae. The record is from RefSeq and is a predicted model, not a curated record. Gene Ontology annotation, molecular function: nucleic acid binding.